CCUCUAUUGGGCUCAGACGCACCUGUGCGCGCACGCUCCGAAACGAAUCGCUUCGAGUCGACGAGCAGGGUGCCGCAAGGAAUUCAAUGCCGAGGGCGCCCAAGACGGCAACCCAGAGCAAGCGGCCGCGGGGUGAGGAGAAGCAAAAGGACGCGAUGAAAGAGGCGAAAGGCCAGCGAAAGGCGAACGGGCAGGCUUUGCCCCUGAUCGGAGAGCUGGCGGGCGCCUGCGGCGCCUGGGCGGCGAAUCCGAGUGGGGCACUACCCUUGGAGCAGAUCCGCGAGUUGUCCCACAAGGCCUGGGAGGCCAAGAUGGGCUCUUGGAGCAGCUCGACCGCGCCCGUGAAGGAUUUGGACAUGGGUCCGCUCGAGGACGCCCUGCCCGCGGUCUUCAAGGCCCUGGAAAGGACCUGCCUCGCCUCCGAGUCUGGCUCCCUUCGGGCGCAGAAUGGCCUGGCGGGGCUGGCGCUGGCCGCUCUAGUGCUGGACCUGUCGGCGAUGAGGACCGCCCCGGAAGUUCAGCCUGGUGAAGAGGCCGUGGCCAAAGCCAUGUCCUUCCUGUGGCACCAGGCGCGCUUCUUCCUGCCGGGGCGAUUGGAGGCGAAGGCCUUCUCGGAUGCCUCCACCCUGGCCCUCGCGCUGGCACGCGGCCUGCGAUCUGUGCACCACGUCAUGGCGCGGCGGAGCUACGCGGGGCACGCGCUGCCGGCGGCCAGCUUGGUCCACAAGAGCGCGCCGCUGGCGGGCCAGUGUGCGGCUCUGGCCGCCGGCGGGGCCUCCACCCAGGCGGCCAAAGCUUUGGCAACGCUGGGAGAUGCUGCUGGCGACUUGCUGGUGGCGCUGAGCGGCUGUGGCUGCACGGAGGCGUCGAUGCAGAGCUCCGCGGUGUCGGAGAUGAGCCGGCUCUGCACGCAGGGUCCCAUGUACCGGGGCUGCUCCAGCGGCUCCCUGCUGGCGCUGCUGCUGCGGAGCGUGGCGGCGCAGCUGCUGCCGCUGAAGAUCCACAGCAAAGCGCCCAAGGAGCUGCAGAUCCUCUGCCGGGACCACCUGGCGCGCUCGGAGGCGCGGGCGAGCGCCCUGUGCGCGGCGCUGGUGCAGCACGGCCUGCUGGAGGCGGAGAGGAAGGACCAGGUGCAGCUGCUGGUGCAGCAGCUCGUCGCACUGUGCCAGGACCCGCGGUGGGCCGCCGCGCCGCUGCUGUGCCGCAGGCUGGCGCUGGCGCUCUUCCGGGUGGCCGGGGCGUCUCGGGCCGUGGAGCUGGACUGCGCUCAGCGCGAAGAGGCCACCAAGCUCUUGGCCUCCGUGGCAGGGGCGCUCUGUGCGCAGCGCGCCGGGAGCUCGGAGCCGGUGGACGUGGCGCCGCUGAAGCGGUGGGCGGGAGAAGGCGGCCAGCUGGGCGCUUUGACCCGGUUCCUGGCCUCCGACUCGGCGGCCUCCUCGGCCUCCGCGCUGCGCGCGCCGGCGGGGGAGCUGCAGAGCUCCGCCGUCCCGGCCGGCAGCGGCUGGUGCAACGCCGCGGCCCUGCUCUGCUUCGCCGCCGAGCCCAGGGAGAAAGCCGCCAAGGGCAAGGAGAAAGCAGCCAAGCCCCGCGAUGCAACUGCGUGGGCCUUGCAGGCUUGGGCGGAGUUCGGGCACCUCCCAGCCCCAGGCGAUGCCUCGGAUGCAUCGGAGCCGCCCAUUCGCGCCACCCGCUGUGCGGCGAGUUUGUACCGCAAGCUGCAGUGGGGCGAUGCAUCGAGCCUCCUCUCACGCACCCGCACCGGGGCUUUGGAGUCCUUGCUGUCCUUGGCCAAGAGCAGCCCCCUGGCGCAUGUGCGGCGCCAGGCGCUGCUGGGCCUGGGUGCGGCCUGCGCCACGGAGGCGGAGCUGAUUUGCUCCCGCUGCAUGGCGGAGGCUGUUGCAGCAGGCCUGCAGGACGAGGCGGCCUUUGCGCGGCUGGCGGCGCUGGAGCUGGUGGCGCAGCUGAAGCCCCAAGGCGCAGACGGUUCCGCACGGGUGAAGGAGUUGCGGCAGCUGGCGCGACAGCGGCUCGCGGACUGCUCGGUGCUGGUGCGGAGGGGCGCCUUCCGGGCCGCGCUGGGGUGGCUGGAGGAGCUGGAAAUGCCCGGGCAGCUGGCGGAGGCCGGGGAGCUCCUGCGGCGCCUGCGCACGGAGACUCCGCAGAUCCGAGCCCAGGCCCUGCCGGUGCUCCAGCGCCUCCUCUUUGACGACGACGCUGAGGUCUCCGUGGCGCGUCUCCGCGCGGUGCACGUGCAGAGCGGGGCGGGAUGCCUUGGGGUGCGGGACCUCCUGGCGGCGCGGUGCAAAGCGCUGGAAGAGAAGGGCGGCGAGGCGCAGGCCACCGCCGCCAUGGAGCACCUCGCGAAGUGCACCAUGAAGCUCCUGGCAGGAUCCAGCCCGGAGACUGUGGAGGACUCCUCCCGCGAGGGCAGCGCCCCUUCGUUUGCCUUGCUGGAGCAGCUGAGUCUGGAGCGACCAGAGGCACUGCACCGCCAGCUUGGGCAGUUUCUUCCGUGGCUGGCGGCAUCUGAUGUCUCCGGCAGCCUGGAGCGGCCCAUGGCGGCCUGCGGCAUCUUGGCGCAGGUGCUGCCCUCCUGGGGGGCGGCAGCUUCCAGCUUGGCCAAGCAGAAGAUGGCGAGGGACCUGGCACGGUCCCUGGCGCGGCUUCUGGACGAGCACACCGCGCCGGCCACCGAUCUGGGGCAGCUGGCGCGGCAGGCGGUGCGGUGCCUGGCGGCGGUGGCGGAGCACCUGGGCGCUGCGGGCCCGCAAGCCCGGGAGUUGCUCAUGGGCCACUUCGGGCGCAGCAUCCGGGUGCUGGCGGAGGAUGUGGAGGACGGCCAGCGCCUGUGCCGUCACAGCUGGAUCCUGGGCUCGCUGCUCGAGUUCCUGGACCGCGGGUCCUUGGAGCAGCUCGCGCAGGCCAUGGCGCGGCUGCCGUCCAGCGGCGCCUCCCUGGCGCAGUGCGCCAGGAGCGCCUUGCUGCUGCUGAGCGAGGGCUGCCGCUCCAAGUCCGCGCGCCCGGCCAUGAUCUCGGCGCUGGGCUUCGCGCUGAAGCGCUUCCCCGAGUUGUUGGAUGCCGAGGAGGCGGGGGUCGCGUCGCCUCUGGCGCUGCUGCGCCUGGCGCUGCAGGGCCCCGCCAAAGCCCGGGCUGCGGAGGCCUUUGCGGCGCUCAGCGCGGGGUACCAGGAGGCAGCUGAGAAAGGCAGCCCUGACUGCGUGAAGCAGCCGGCGCGCAGCUCCGCCAGCGUGGCCGCCCAGAAGUUGGCCUCGCUGCAGCCGGAGCUGCUGGGGGCGCUGGACGCCGCCUGCUACGGGCCGCUGCUCGCGGGGCUGAGGAGCCUCUGUGACCUGGGGGUCCUGCACCCGGCGUCGACCCUGCCGAACAUCCUCGCAGCCACCGUGGCCGCGCCGGCCAUCGCGGCAGCGCACGCCCGGCCGCUGCUGCUGCGCUUGGUGGAGUCCUCCCCGCCGCUGCUGGCGCAGCGCCUGGGCGCCGGGCUGCAGCUGGCGGCCGAGAAGCUGGCGGCGGAGGGGUAUGUGGAGGUCUACAGCGAGUCCUGGCGCUUCCAAGCGGUCUGCGAGGCCUAUGCCGAGUUCCUCGAGGGCCGCGCGCUGCGGGACCAAUUCCUCACCUCGCUGCUGGGAGAUCUCGGCUCGGGCCUCAAGCUGCAGCUGGCCGUGGGGAUCCUCGCGCGGCUGCCGCUCUCCAAGGAGCCGGAGCUUGCGCGGGUCUUCCACUGCGCGGUGCGCUUCCUCACGUUGAAGGUGGCGCCUCUGCUGGACGAGGCGGCGGAAGACGCGCCCGGCGCGGAAGACGCGCGGCUCUGCGCGUGCGGGGCGGUGCUGCAUCGGCUCUGCGUGCAGUGGCUGGGGCUGGUGGGCGGGGAGCUGGUGCGGCAGAUGCGGGAGACCUGGGCGCAGCCCACCCUGGCGACCGACUUCGACCAGGCGCUGCCCAUGAGCUUCAAGCGACGGAGCGUGGUGGACUUGUCGGAGCUGUGGCGUUUGGAGGGGGUCGAGAGCCACGGCCUGCUGCUGCGGGAGAUGGAGAACUCGCCGCUGCUGGGCAAGGCUGUGAGGCCCGCUGCGCUCGCCGCGCCGAAGGCUGUUCCCAAGAAGCGCUCUGCCGAGGAGCCCAAGGGCCCCAAGGCAAAGGCCCGGAAGCAGGCGACAGAGGCGGCGGCAUCCGCCAAGGCGGCAGCGGUUGCCAUGUCGAAGGCGGCAGCUGGGGCAUAGUCUGCCGUCAUUGAAACUGCCGGAGGGGCCGGCGGCUUCCUGCAGAAUUCAAGGAGAAGAUUCGAUCAGCAGAGAUCUCUUGGCGACAUGCGUCGAACCCCCGAUGGGAAGCCAGUUGCUCCUUAAACCACUUGUUGGGGAGGGGG
Messenger RNA from Effrenium voratum, 4384 nucleotides. The record is from the annotation of a GenBank genome assembly. Lineage: Eukaryota; Dinophyceae; Suessiales; Symbiodiniaceae.